GCUUGCGGUGGCAGGACCAAGGAAGAGACAAAAUGGCCGCCGAUCGUUACAACAUCAACCGCCAGUGGGAGCACCUCCAGGCCAAGUACGUCGGUACUGGCCACGCCGACACGUCCAAGUUCGAAUGGGCCGUGAACCAGCACCGCGAUACGCUCGCAUCGCACAUUGGCCACAACGACAUGCUUACGUACUUCGCUGUCGCCGAGAACGAGUCGCUUGGUCGCGUUCGCUACACCAUGCUCGAGAAAAUGCUCCAGCCGUGCGGCCCGCCGCCAUUUAAAGAGGAAGAAUGAAGUGAGCAGCUGCGCUAUAAAUCUGAGUCUAUGAUGAGCUUGCCAAGUCGCUGAACGGAACGUAGCGUUGCGUCACG
Molecule: messenger RNA, 370 nt
Organism: Saprolegnia parasitica CBS 223.65
Lineage: Eukaryota; Oomycota; Saprolegniomycetes; Saprolegniales; Saprolegniaceae
Product: splicing factor 3B subunit 5
Exons: 4
Coding region: 33-293 (86 amino acids)
Biological process (GO): mRNA splicing, via spliceosome
Cellular component (GO): U2 snRNP; precatalytic spliceosome
Source: RefSeq, a predicted model, not a curated record